CGCGGCAAACAGCUGAUCGGAGGCCGGUGGCUGCCUGGCAGUAGCUGGGAAGUACUUGGAGCUACUCGACUGGGAGGGAUGACUGGACCCUAGCUUCCUGGAAGACAUCCAUGAUAAAGUGUUAUUAUUGUUAUAUUGUAUAAGAACGACAUAUAAGACGCAGACCUGCACAGGAGGGGUUAAAAAAAACUACUCGCUUGUUUCUCUAUAGUAAUCGCGCGUAAUACUUUUUUAAAGCAUGUUGAAAUUUUGCUACCUGACACAACGGGCAAUCACAAGAACCCCCAGCACUAUAGCAAACGGAGCGAGAACUUUACCUGUGUUAGAAAAUAUAGUGACAGUGUCCUGUCCAAAUUAUGGUUGUGUAAACCAUCAUGUAAGUAGCUCAGUGGCCGAGCCUCUGCCAUCCAGAUUUACGGGGAAGAUGGUCCGGAGGUUACUUAAAGGUUUUCCCCCAGCUGAGACAAGAGGACCUUACACAGGCAUCCAUACAAAUGGUGAUAAAGGACUAAUUGAUGAUGGAAGUGAUCGAAUUACAUUUGUGGAUGAGAAAAUAGAAUUCUUCCACUUCCAUCCCACAUGCCAGGCGGAGACAAUAACCAGUGUGUCCUCCAGCUUUACAGUGGUACCAAACAUGAUAACUGAAGCAGAGGAAGAAAUGCUCAUGAAGGAAGUGGAACCUCACCUCAAGAGGCUGAAGUAUGAAUUUGAUCACUGGGAUGAUGCCAUUCAUGGAUUUCGUGAGAUAGAAAGGUCAAGGUGGAGUCAACAGGUCUCUUCCAUUCUGGGCAGAAUACGUACAACUGCAUUUCCUGACUCCUGCCAACAGCUUCCUCAAACACAUGUGCUUGACUUGGCCAAGUCUGGAGUCAUUAAGCCACACGUGGACAGCGUGAGGUUUUGUGGCAACAUCAUCUCUGGUUUAUGUCUACUGAGUGAUGCUGUGAUGAGACUGAGGCAUGUGGAGUUAAAGGAUCAAGUUGUAGAUGUGCUGGUAAAAAGAAGAUCUCUCUAUAUAAUGAGGGAUGAGGCACGCUACAACUUCACUCAUGAAAUUUUAGGUGAAGAAGAGUCCUUCUUCUGUGGUGAGGCAGUAGAGAGAGGAAGACGAGUGUCUGUGAUAAGCCGUAACCAGCCCACAGAAGAGUCACCUGUUGAUAGUGCCACCCAAUCUUAGGUUGAAGUGGUGUGGCUUUUAAUAAACAUCAUUGUUGUUAAUCUAAUGUGUGUUGAAAUGAGAAAAUUUGCAGUUGUACCUGACUCUACUUAAAUACAUUUGAUGAGGAUGCCUGAUGUAA
Scylla paramamosain (green mud crab) is the source of this 1298-nucleotide messenger RNA. RefSeq names its product alpha-ketoglutarate-dependent dioxygenase alkB homolog 7, mitochondrial-like. The record is from RefSeq and is a predicted model, not a curated record. Gene Ontology annotation, biological process: DNA damage response; fatty acid metabolic process. Gene Ontology annotation, cellular component: mitochondrial matrix. The coding region runs from base 239 to 1177 and encodes 312 amino acids. Lineage: Eukaryota; Metazoa; Arthropoda; Malacostraca; Decapoda; Portunidae. The transcript has 5 exons.